UUUUUGUCGCUGCGAGGGACAUUUGACCCAAAAUGAAAAUCACACUUCCUUCUUUUUCAGGCAUGGAUAUUCCUCUCAACUGGUUGGGCAACUGCAGACCGUCACUGCCAGAAAGACCAGUUGGUAAAAUAAGUGUUUGCUUGCAUCCACAUCAAACAAUCAAGAACGAGGAAGGUGUACUUUCCAAGACUCCGCCCUCCUAACAGAACUCAGAUAAGUCAGCAGCCGGGCAGUCACAACAAGCACGGGCGGCUGUCUGCAGCCUCAUGGAGCAAACAGUGAAUGUUGUUUCAAGGCUACAGUGGGGGGCGGCCGCUCCGAAACAAAAGGAGGCUCUGAAAGGUUCAGCUCAGAGGGUUGUGAUACACCACACUGCCCUUCAAAACUGCAGAGGCCUGGCAGACAGCAAGGAGCACCUCGUCAGCAUUCAGAGCAUGCACAUGAACCAAAGGGGCUUUGAUGACAUUGGCUAUAACUUUCUUGUCGGAGGAGAUGGUACUGUGUUUGAGGGCCGCGGCUGGGGAGUCGUGGGGGCGCAUACCAAAGGCCACAACCAUGACUCUCUGGGAAUUGCCUUCAUGGGCAACUUUAACAGUGACAAACUGAGCAAGGAGGCUUUACUGUCAGUCAAACGGCUGCUGCUGUUUGGAGUUUCCCAGAGCUACAUACAUCCGAAGUUUGUUCUGUGUGGACACAGAGAUUUAGCUAGUACCCAAUGUCCGGGAGACAACCUUUACGCUGCUCUGACUCAUCUAAGGAGUGCCGCGUAGCUCUCAGGGAGGCGUUCCCUGACUCAACACUAACUAUUGUUUCCAUGCUUCUACAUGAACUUCAAAGACGUCUGUGGUGUUUGCUGUGAAACCCUGCUGCCUCUCUCACAGCAGAGGGAGCCAUCACAAAGGAGGAAAGAAAAGCUGCAGCUCCUGCAGAAGAAAAACAAAUGGGAGUCAGUUUCAUUUCUAUCUUGAUAGGAAUGGGUUCUCAUUUUUGAUUAAGUGAAAUAUUUAAGUGAAUUGUUUCCAAAUGCAAUCUAAGUGUUUUUUAUUUAGUAACAUUUUCAUUUCUUUUGACUAUGUUGUUGAAAAAUAAAUCUGAAAUGAAACUUU
Messenger RNA from Oryzias latipes (Japanese medaka), 1106 nucleotides. It is a transcript of the gene pglyrp5, whose product is annotated as peptidoglycan recognition protein 5. Gene Ontology annotation, molecular function: zinc ion binding; N-acetylmuramoyl-L-alanine amidase activity. Gene Ontology annotation, biological process: peptidoglycan catabolic process. Lineage: Eukaryota; Metazoa; Chordata; Actinopteri; Beloniformes; Adrianichthyidae. The record is from RefSeq and is a predicted model, not a curated record.